Messenger RNA from Exophiala xenobiotica, 3973 nucleotides. RefSeq names its product AMP deaminase. Gene Ontology annotation, biological process: AMP metabolic process; IMP salvage. The transcript is spliced from 2 exons. The record is from RefSeq and is a predicted model, not a curated record. Lineage: Eukaryota; Fungi; Ascomycota; Eurotiomycetes; Chaetothyriales; Herpotrichiellaceae. Gene Ontology annotation, molecular function: AMP deaminase activity. Gene Ontology annotation, cellular component: cytosol. The coding region runs from base 209 to 3406 and encodes 1065 amino acids.
CUUCUUUGUGAUCCGACACUUCAAUACUUACUCGUGGAAUGUGAGGAUUGUUAUCCGGACUAUCGAGUGCAUUGAUUAGUCCAUUUCUUUGUCAACCCCCACAAACAAUCUCCCUCUUAGCAUUCCAUCCUCACUGCAUCCAAUUGGCUGAAAUUGCUCAGAAACGGGCUGUCUGCACCCGGGCAGCCCACCUUAACACCAUCUAGCCAUGGAUACCCGCAGACCUUCGUUACCGCCUGGACAACACAAUAUGGACGCCGAUUCGGACGAAGAGGCCGACGAGUACGACUGGAAAACACGCGUGUCAGGCAUGCACGAGGAAUCACGAGCUUCAAGGACUGGCACCCGUAAAGCCUUCGUUCAGCAACCGGAGCAUAAUGAAAAAUCUCAGUCCCAUACUUCGGAAACCGGUGAAACGUCUGACACAGACGACCUCCAGGAAGACGAACAAUUGCCACAUCCAUUCUAUCACUAUGCUAACGAGAAGCGUGACACCUAUGUGGAUGCCAAGCUCAUCUAUCAACGCCAUCGAAUGGAUACGUUAUCCGAAAAGGACAUGGGCAGCCCGUUGUUGUUGGGCAAGUCCUACACGAUGCCUGCUACCUUGGAUGGUGACGUAUCAUUAGAUCGUACGACUAGCACUGCUUCGAGACAGUCUCGCCCAAGCCAGCACGGGGCAGGUCCUAGUGUGCAAUCGACCAAAGUCCAAGAAUCUCUUCCCAGUCUACAGACUCAAACUGGUCCCCUUCAGGGUGCCCGGCCAGAUCCGGCAUUGGUCGCUGAUGCCGCCGCUCGAAAUCAUCGACAUCAUCCAGGCCUCCCGCAUGAAUUCAAGGAUCCUUUACUGGCCAACGAGGGUAUGCAUGGGGCUGGUGCUGGUGUGGGCUUGGGCUCUGGUCCUGGAGGCCUCGCUCCGAGUGAAGAUAGCAUCGUCAGUGAAGUGCAGUCCAUCUGCGAUAAAAUCAAGACCCUGCUCGACCUGAGGCAGAAGUAUCUUAAAAUCUCCCUCCAAUGUCCCGGACAGAAUCCACGAGAUGACGAAAAUUGGGAGGUUUAUCCCCCGCCGCCGAAUCCGGUCUGGAAUGAGCAGAAAGCUCGCGAGCCUCAUCAGGACUACAUCGCUCCUAAUAGCACCUCUAGCAGCCUCUACAUGGCUGAUGCAAGGGCGCAUGGAGAUGUGUACCGAAGCGAACUACACAAGUGGCCGACGGGGGCGAGUCAAGCUGGUUCCGACAGGGGGCCGCCAUCACCAUCCGCUUCCAAGCAUCCUCGCAAACCGGGCCACUCCAUUGGCGAAGAUUUUGAUCUUGAUGAGUGCUUUAUUCCAGGCAAGGAAGAGCGGCCUUUGAAAUACGAAAUGGACGAAGGCAGCAUCUUUCAAGUGUACGAUAGAGGUAGGCCGAUUGUUGCGGUCCCUACAUUGCGGGACUACUACGUGGCGAUGGACACGAUCCUGGAUAUUGCUUCAGAUGGGCCAGCCAAAAGUUUCGCCUACCGCCGCCUUCAAUACCUGGAAGGGCGAUAUAACCUGUACACCUUACUCAAUGAAUAUCAGGAAGUGGCAGAUACCAAAAAAGUGCCGCACCGCGAUUUCUACAACGUACGAAAAGUCGACACUCACGUGCAUCAUUCGGCUUGCAUGAAUCAGAAGCAUCUGUUGCGCUUUAUCAAGAGCAAGAUGAAGAAGUGUCCCGAUGAAGUGGUGAUUGAUCGUGAUGGGAAGCAACUGACACUCCGUGAAGUGUUUGAAAGUAUCCACCUCACGGCAUAUGAUUUGAGCAUCGACACCCUUGAUAUGCAUGCUCAUACCGACUCAUUUCAUCGUUUUGACAAGUUCAAUCUGAAGUACAAUCCUAUUGGACAAUCCAGGCUGAGAGAUAUCUUCCUGAAGACGGACAACUUCAUCAAAGGACGAUACCUUGCCGAGAUCACCCGCGAGGUCAUUUCCGACUUGGAGUCGAGCAAAUACCAGAUGGUCGAAUGGCGCAUCAGUAUCUACGGUCGCAGUAUCAAUGAGUGGGACAAUCUUGCGGGAUGGGUUGUUGACAACAAACUCUUUUCCCAUAACGUGCGUUGGCUCAUACAGAUCCCGCGACUGUACGCUCUGUACAAGUCGCUGAAGACCAUGGAGAAUUUCGAGGACAUUCUGAGGAACAUUUUCCAGCCACUGUUUGAAGUCACGCAAGACCCGUCCAGCCAUCCCAAACUCCACGUCUUUCUGCAGAGAGUGAUUGGUUUCGAUAGUGUCGACGACGAGAGCAAAGUGGAAAGACGGCUGUAUCGCAAGUUUCCGGUACCGAAAGAGUGGAAUACCAAACAAAAUCCCCCGUACGGAUACUGGAUUUACUACAUCUUUGCGAAUAUGACGUCUCUCAACGCGUGGCGUAAGAGGAGAGGCUUCAAUACGUUCCUCCUUCGACCGCAUUGUGGUGAAGCUGGGGAUACCGACCAUUUAGCUGCAGCCCUCUUGUGCUGCCAUAGUAUCAGCCACGGCAUUGUACUUCGAAAGGUUCCGUUGCUGCAGUACGUCUUUUACCUGGAGCAGAUUGGGAUUGCCAUGUCACCGCUCAGCAACAAUGCGUUGUUCCUGACCUAUGAUCGUAAUCCAUUCAUCAGCUAUUUCAAGAAAGGUCUGAAUGUGUCUUUGUCGACGGACGACCCGUUGCAGUUUGCGUUCACCAAAGAGCCGCUGAUCGAGGAGUAUUCUGUGGCAGCACAGAUCUACAAACUGAGCGCCGUCGACAUGUGUGAACUAGCCAAGCAUUCGGUCGACCAGUGCGGCUUCGAGCUGUCCUUGAAACGACGAUGGCUGGGCAAGUAUUGCUACCUGCCAGGUGUGCUCGGUAACGAUGUGGCCAAAAGUAAUGUGCCGGACGUGCGAGAGGCAUUCAGACACGAGACUUUGAAGGCGGAACAUGCAUUCAUUGCGAGGUACACGCGAGAUUACAGCCAUUAUGACCGGUGCACUCCAAACCUUCCAGAUCCUUCAGACCUAUCUACGCCGAUUGACGAGGUAUACAAAGGGUUGGAAUCUCCGAGACAGUUCUACGCGACCGUCGCCGACUCCGUGCCUCCCGCACAGCAAGCAAGACUGCCACAGACGAGAUCUAGUGCUACCAUAGACUGGGGUACGGGUAAUACUUCACCCACGAGGCCCAGGACGAUGUCGAGCGCCACGUCCUUUUACCCCACGCAAUCACAUCCCGACACGCACAUCUCUGGCCAAGAGCCACGCGCUUUCCCCGGACUCGUGCAUCAGCAGAGGAGACGCAGUUUGCGAGUUAGCUCGAGCAACUCGGACAUGGCAGCGCCGGAAAUGAGUUCGAGUUUGCAGCUAGAGCCAGGCCUGGCGAAGAUCACUCUCCGAGAGGAUAUGGAGAUGGCCAAGGAUGAAGAGUCAGAUUGAGCUUCUGUCGAGGUCAGGUACCCACUAGGCCACGAUCGCACCUCAAGAUAAGCAGUCAGGCAGGACGAAGCAUGGACGAGAGGGUGAGGUAUGUUUCUUUGGAUGUGCAUUGCUGAAUCUAAACCUGGACAAUUCGGGUGGAACCGGAGGGCAAUCAUGCAGUCUACAGUCAUAGGGCGGCCGGCUGUAUGCGGUGAGGAGAGGAAAGCCCACGAAAAAGGACAAACCUGGGGAAGGUCUACGAGUAUCUUGCGACGGCAACCGAAGGACGCGAUCUAAUCAGAGCUUAUCAGGAGCAAUUCGGGUUAUACAGCCCGAGAAGGCUGAGUCAGAAUCGUGUUGGUGAUUAUUGACGGCUUUCUGCUUGUUGGAGAAGUCGAGGAAAAGGAAGAUUGUUGAACGGCAUGCUUUGCAGGUAAUCCCUGAACGUCAAAUUGGUGAGAUUGCAUCCCGUCUGUCUUGCUACAUGGCGUUGAGGUUGACAUGGAUGGAGGCUCUGUCGACUGUCAAGACAUUUGGUAUGCCAUAGAUACUAGUAUUUCUUUCUAUUAUGGACUCAAAUUAUCA